AUGGAGAAAUACUUUCAUUCUGUGAAACAGUUGAGAAAGCCAACUCCUGGAUUAUACAAAGAAUACUUGGACCAUGUAAUGGAAAAUACCCAGAGUGAAAAGCCAGGUUCCUCUAACACAGCUCCAGCCAAUCUUUACUGGGCAACCAUGUGGGCAAAAGAUAUCUGGGAUGAAUUUAACCAGUUGAACCAAGAUUAUGAUAAAAUGUUCAAUGACAUUGAGAGGAGUAGGCUAUUGAAAAGAAUACCAUAUGAAAGUGAUGACUAUUGGGAGAAAGUGGAGAAUCAACUUGAAAAGAAAAAAAUCCUGAUUAAGUCAGCCAAAGAUUUAAAACUUGUACUCAAUAGCUUGAAUGAUUAUAUAGAAGUUUCAUUGAAGGAGUGGGCAUGGCGGAAUGAUUUAGACCAAGCAUUCUUUACCAGGGAAUUUGCUUCAGGGAAGAAUUAUAUUCUAUCACUUUUCAUCAUCUGA
Puccinia graminis f. sp. tritici CRL 75-36-700-3 is the source of this 471-nucleotide messenger RNA. RefSeq lists its product as uncharacterized. The transcript is spliced from 3 exons. Lineage: Eukaryota; Fungi; Basidiomycota; Pucciniomycetes; Pucciniales; Pucciniaceae. The record is from RefSeq and is a predicted model, not a curated record. The coding region runs from base 1 to 471 and encodes 156 amino acids.